CCGGAGUAAGGAUAGAUCCCACCCCGACGCCAGCUCCGCCCGUACAGCCCCUCCGUCCGACCCCAAACCUCGACCUCCCCUUCCCCCUCUCGCAGCUCCAGGGCUCUCUGAGGGUUCCUUUCUGGGUUCUCCAAAGGGUUCUCUGUGGUGUUCUGUAGAGCUCCAUACGCCUCGGGGCCUCAGACCUUCAUGCGUCUCCCAGCAGCAGAGUCCACCCACACCUUCACCCACCACACCACCACCUCCUCUACCAUGAGCUGUGAACAGGAGUUUGGAGACGGCGCCAUGGGAGUCACGCUCACACUGCGCCUCCUCAUGCAUGGAAAGGAAGUAGGAAGCAUCAUCGGAAAGAAAGGAGAAACAGUGAAGAGAAUACGAGAAGAGAGCAGCGCAAGGAUCAACAUCUCAGAGGGUUCCUGUCCAGAGAGGAUCAUCACCAUCACAGGGCCGACAGACUGUGUGUUCAGGGCCUUCACCAUGAUCACGUUCAAACUGGAGGAGGACCUGACGGCCUUGGUAGCCAACGGCACGGUGACCAGCAAGCCUCCCGUCACUUUACGGUUGGUCAUCCCAGCGAGCCAGUGCGGUUCCCUCAUCGGCAAAGGCGGGUCUAAGAUCAAGGAGAUCAGAGAGACGACAGGUGCGCAGGUUCAGGUGGCAGGUGACCUCCUCCCCAACUCCACAGAGAGAGAAGUGACGAUAUCAGGGAGCCAGGACGCCAUCAUCCAGUGUGUUAAACUCAUCUGCACUGUAAUCCUCGAGUCUCCACCAAAAGGAGCGACUAUUCCAUACCGACCCAGCCCGACUCCGGGAACUGUACUGCUGGCAGGAAACCAGGUGUUCGAGGCUUCAGACUUUGGCUCUCACCCCCUGUUCUCAGUGGCACAGGGAGGAGUGGACCUGCAGCAAACGUAUGCAGUACAGAGCCACUACGGCAUUCCUCACUCAGAGUUAGCAAAGCUGCACCAGCUGUCGAUGCAGCAGCAAGGCCUGGCCCCCAUCAGCCAAUCAGCUACACAAGUACUGCCUGGAGGGAUGGAGGCUAAUUCCCAAACCACGUCUCAGGAGUUGCUCAUUCCCAACGAUCUGAUUGGCUCAAUCAUCGGCCGCCAGGGCACCAAGAUAAACGAGAUCCGGCAGGUAUCGGGGGCUCAGAUCAAGAUCGGCAGUCAGAUCGACAGCACCAGCGACCGCCACGUCACCAUCAGCGGCACGCCGAUCGCCAUCAACCUGGCUCAGUAUUUAAUCACUUCAUGUUUAGAGACCGCCAAAUCCACCGCCCAGUCCUCCUCCAUGCCGUCUCCCGUUGAUCUGACCAUGAGCUUCACCCAGCCCUCCCCCCCUGUCUCCGCCUCGUCCUCCUCCUCCUCCCCCCUGGCAGCGAUGGGCGCCGCACUGCCCCAUGCUCAAAUCCUGGGCGCUCCCUACGCCUUCCCCCUCUCCAGCCUCCUGGGAGUGAAAUCCAUCCCCUACCUGGCACUCUCCACCCCUCCCGCCUCAGCAGCGGCAGCAGCGGCGGCGGCCGCAGCGGCCAUCGGGGCUCCAAUGCUACCAGCGUCAGUGCAGACGGCAGCGGCGACGGCAGCCGUUCCGGUUCAAGCUCACGCGGCGGCGGCCCUGGCGUCCUACACAGCCAAGAUCUCGUCCUCAACCAAUGGAAUGAAGAAGCCGGAGAGACAGAAGUUUGCGCCGUACUAAACAAAGAGGUAGCUCCUGGCCGGGUUUAGACGUUAAGGGCCGUUUUUGGUUUUUCUUUUAGCACAUUACUCAUUGACUUGUUUGCCUCUCCACUUCUUCCUCUUCUUCUUCUUCUUCUUUUUUCUGACUGCCUAAAAGAAUCAAAGUGGGAUCGUUGGAACAUGAAUGAUGUUGAAUCAUCCAUGGAAGGCGUGCACGGCAGCAAACAAGCUUUUCUCUUUGGCUGUGGGGUUAGUGACGUCAAAAGUUUAAAGCUUGCAGUUCAGCUAACCGUGUCUCUGCGCUGUGGUCAUAACCAAACCCUAAACCAGGGGUACAGCAGGUUCGUGUCUUGGACAAGUUUUUGUUCCAUCACGUCUUCACAUUGCGAGCAGUUCAAAGUGUUUAGUCGGUGCCGGGUCUUUUAUUUUGGACCCAGCUCUUUACCGGCUGUCCUGUGUCUGACUUCCUGCCCUCCUCAUAUGCUUUCUGCAGCUUGAUGUGGCUUCUGUCAAGAAAUAAAAAGACCUGGUGCUAUUCUGAGUGAUGUGGAGCAGAGACCUGCUUCUCGGACACUUGUGAACCACUCCACGGUGGAUUUACUGGGAUUGCAAUCAUUGUCCUGAGUGACCGCAAGUAGCUCUGGUUGCUACCCUGGUAUUGGAACAUUGUGCAACCAGGUUGGGUGUAUUCCCAGGAUAAACCGAUUUGACAAAGUCUUGGAAAUCAAGGGGAAAAAUAACAAUUUUAACACAAGUUUCCUCAAACAGUGUUUCUGGGUUAAAAUCAUUCUGCUGUUUGUGUGGAUCAGCAGCUAUAGACCAAAUAAACAGACCAGUGUAAAGUUAGCUGCAUAACUAAAAACCACGACUGAGGGUCUUAUUUACUGUCAUGAAAGGAUCGGGAGGACGACGGUCUCUCAGCAGAUUUCGCCCAGUUUCCCCAAAGCACUGACGACUUGCAUGUCAGACAGCAUGUUUGUGCAAUUAGACCAAAACCCACUGCCAAACAUGAUGUAUGUGUAAGUUUGCAACCAGUGUCAUGCUACCAAGGUGACAAUGCACCAACAAGAUCACUUUUACAAAUAUAACUGAGCACUAUUGCAAAGGCUAACUCAACUACACCUCGAGCUAAUAGGAAAAAUCCCCAAAACAGAGCUGCACGCUCUCUGUAAAUUCAAAAGUUUCUUAUUGAAUCAUAAACGCUGAAUAAUUAACUCAGAACCUGCUGAGGGACUCUGACAGACUGCAGCAGCUCCAGUCACGGCUUUCAGAAAUCAAAUAAAGGAGGAUUUCUGAUUUUCAUGCAGAUAUCCGUCUCAACUCCACAGAGUGGGAAAUAAAUUAAAGAAAAACAAAUACAGGAUGACGAAUAACACUCUUCACCUUGCUUCUUUAACCUUUUUAUAUACCCAACAGCUUUUUCUUUCUUUGAGUAGCACUUUUAAAAACAAAGUUUCAGAACCUUUGAACACCUCAAAGCGAGGCAUGUAGGACCAGAAUGAAAAACACCAAAAGCAAAAUAGGACAAUCCUGUACAGCAGCUCUCUAAGGCUGAUGGCUCACCACGUACAAACGACUCAGGGUCAAUGGCUCCUCAAUACUUCACCUGUCACUCAAACACAGACACAGCUGGAAAAAGUUCAGGAAAAAUUUUUUGCUAUACAGUCAGACAAACCUAUGGAUGCUUUAAUGUCUCUGUCCCAGCCCGGAUCCCGGACAAGCCCCCAAACGUUAGUUUUCCCAGUGGAUGGAGGACAGUUGUUAUUUCAAUAGAAAACCAAGCAAAGAUGAAAGAACAGUGCAAACUUUAAAUUCAUCCACUGAUUGUUUGUGGGCACCACUGCAGAAGCAGAACUUUUACUUCAGAUACUUUGGAUGUGAUAAUACUUUAUGGAUUUUGAAAGCGAGACUCUUACUUGGCUCGUCGUUAUUCCACAUCCAACCACAUAAAAACAGCUUUAAGGAUGUUCCAGUCUGCUCCUUGAUGUGGAAGUGUUCUUCUUCUUGUUAAAUAAUUUGAGACAUUAACAGAAAUUCAUCUAUUUGUCUGAUUUUUAAAAUUAAAAGUCAGGAUCAGCAGGUCUGAGUCAUCAUUUUCCAACAAUCCCACUUCUAAAAGUCCACCCCGACUUUAUUUUUCCUCGCGUCUUUUUGCAGCUCGGCCCUUUUCCGAGUUCAGAGGGUUGGUGGGUGUUUGCAGCCCCUGAUAUUUAAGGUCAUUUGGGCCACAAAGCCUGUAAAAGCCAUAGAGACUAUUCUGCUUUCCCCUCCUAGUCUGUGUCCUGCUCUUUUUGUCCCCUGCUCUUCGUCCUAUUGUAUACUCGCAUAUUUAUUAACUAUUGUGGAAUAUUCCCUCAGAGUUUAUAAUCACUGGUCACUAACACUGAGCUGAAAACUCUGCUUUUGUAUACGAUGAUGUCGACUUGUAAAUGACUAUUUUGCGUUUGCUUCCUGUCUGGUUUUCCUUCAGUAUUUGUUGUGUAGUUUUUUUUUAAAGACAUACAACAGAUAAAAGGGUUCUUUUUUUGUUUUUUGCAUAUGUUCUCUUUCAAAAUGUGUUGUUUAAAUUAUUUUUUAACUUAUUGAGAGGAGUAUUACAGUUUUAGAAGAGUUCAUUUCCCAACAUGGCUGCAGGUAAAGACUGUAAAACUGUAUUUUAGUCUCUGUAUGUUCUGUAUGUAGAGUGAACAAAACUGAUUAUUUUCUUUUUGGGGGAUAAAAAAAUAUCACUGUACCAUUAUUGCUAAUAACCAGGUGUUUUGUUAGAAGAGUAGUGUUUUCACUUGUGAGCUCCAACUGGCCAUUUUAUGUCUCUCUCUCUCACACACACACACACACACACACACACACUUUCUAACUGGGAUAUCUGUUUAUAAAUGUCUGCCCUGCUUCUCACCUUUCAGCAUCCACAGAACUAGAAUAAAAGAACUGUUUUUUAAAAUGGGAAAUCUUUGAACGUGUACAGUGAGGAGCUUUGGAAAAGCCAGUUUCUGAUAGCCACACGUUUGAAGUCAUUACUGGGUGAGUACCACAGAUCGAUAACCCUGGCGGCUCUAAGCAUAUAUCGGGGACACGCUCUGAUAAGGAGGCCAAAAUCCAGCUCGGCACCAGGAGUCGAUCCAUCCGUCAGAAAGUACCGAGUCAACAUUUUGUCACAUGCAGUUGAGUUUUAAGUGGACCUGUUGUGCACUUUUGCUCAUCUCCUGUUCCUGUGGUGGAUGCUCAUAUAAAACAUGACCAGAGUCUCUAAUGAUGAGCUCAGUGUGAGUACAACUGUAUCUAAUCCCUGUGGGCCAAAAGCUCAGGCUCAGAGUGCUCUGAACACUCUUGGCUCUCUGUGAUGUCAUUUAGAGUCGAUGUCCCUAAUGUAGUCAUUUCACAGUAACUGUCUGUGAACCAAUUAGAAGAAAGAUGGCUUGAAGGUAGACAACAGAGCAGCGUUUUUAUUCUUGGACUCUGCCAGACUAGCUUUGCAUGAUUCAAAGUUCAAAAUAAUCCUGGUUUACUUCAUACUUGGUGCAUCACCCAGGGCUGGACUGGGACAAAAAAUUAUAGGAAAACCCAUAAAGCCUUUGAAUGAUCUUCAACAAUCUUUGG
Maylandia zebra (zebra mbuna) is the source of this 5276-nucleotide messenger RNA. The record is from RefSeq and is a predicted model, not a curated record. NCBI's taxonomy places the organism in Eukaryota, Metazoa, Chordata, Actinopteri, Cichliformes, Cichlidae.